Messenger RNA from Suncus etruscus (white-toothed pygmy shrew), 1128 nucleotides. RefSeq names its product DNA-directed RNA polymerases I and III subunit RPAC1-like. Gene Ontology annotation, cellular component: RNA polymerase III complex; RNA polymerase I complex. Gene Ontology annotation, biological process: DNA-templated transcription. Gene Ontology annotation, molecular function: DNA binding; protein dimerization activity. The record is from RefSeq and is a predicted model, not a curated record. NCBI's taxonomy places the organism in Eukaryota, Metazoa, Chordata, Mammalia, Eulipotyphla, Soricidae. The transcript has a single exon. Bases 1 to 1041 code for a protein of 346 amino acids.
AUGGCGGCCUCCAGGGCGGUGGAGGAGAUGCGGAGCCGCGUGGUUUUAGGAGAGUUUGGGGUUCGCAAUGUUCAUACCACGGAUUUCCCUGGGAAAUACUCGGGCUACGACGACGCCUGGGACCAGGAUCGCUUCGAGAAGAAUUUCCGUGUGGAUGUGGUCCACAUGGAUGAAGACUCCUUGGAGUUCGACAUGGUGGGAAUCGAUGCAGCCAUUGCCAACGCUUUUCGACGCAUUCUGCUAGCUGAGGUGCCAACCAUGGCAGUGGAGAAGGUCCUGGUGUACAACAACACGUCUAUCGUCCAGGAUGAGAUCAUCGCUCAUCGCCUGGGCCUUAUUCCCAUUCUCGCUGAUCCCCGUCUGUUUGAGUACCGGAACCAAGGAGAUGAAGAAGGCACAGAGAUAGACACUCUGCAGUUCCGACUGCAGGUUAGGUGUUCUCGGAAUCCCCACGCUGCUAAGGAUUCUUCUGACCCAAACGAGCUCUAUGUGAACCACAAAGUGUACACUAGGCAUAUGACGUGGGUCCCCCUGGGGAAUCAAGCCGACCUCUUCCCGGAGGGCACCAUCCGGCCGGUGCACGAUGACAUCCUCAUCGCUCAGCUGCGGCCUGGUCAGGAGAUCGACCUGCUUAUGCACUGUGUCAAGGGAAUUGGCAAAGACCAUGCCAAGUUUUCCCCUGUGGCUACAGCCAGUUAUCGCCUACUGCCGGACAUCACUCUGUUGGAGCCUGUGGAAGGGGAGGCGGCGGAGGAGCUGAGAAGGUGCUUCUCACCUGGUGUGAUCCAGGUGCGAGAAGUCCAAGGUAAAAAGGUGGCCCUUGUUGCCAAUCCCCGGCUGGAUACUUUCAGCAGGGAAGUCUUCCGGAACGAGAAACUGAAGAAGGUGGUUCGCCUUGCUCGGGUUCGGGACCAUUAUAUCUUUUCUGUCGAGUCCACAGGGGUAUUGCCACCAGACGUGUUGGUGAGUGAAGCCAUCAAAGUGCUCAUGGGCAAGUGCCGGCGUUUCUUGGAUGAACUUGAGGCAGUGCAGAUGGACUGAGGCUGCACCCAACUCUGGAAGCAAGCUGAAGACUACAGGGUGUUUGUGUGGGGGAGGUGGGUUACAUCCAGUGAUGCUUAGAGAACC